UUGAGCUUGCCUCACAACAUGCAGCCAUAGAUAAACGAGAUAGAGGGAUUGGAAACGACAAAACUCCUCGAAUACUAUCCGCGUUUCGCUGCGGUUUAAUCGAGGCUUACGUUUGAUUAUGGCUGAGGCUCAGGCUAGGACAAAGACACCUUCAAACAAACCAUCUAUGAAGAAGCCAUCGAACAAGAAAAUAGAAGACGAGUUGGAAAUUGUGUUGAAUGCUAUUGGAUGUGUGUUAAAGACGGAAGAAGAAAUUGAUGUUAAAGUAGAAAGUAAAAGAUCUAUACAACAAGUUGUGGAAUUGUCACAGUCAGCUGAAAAGAAGGCCAUACUUCAAACAUUUUGUCUGGAACUAGUAGCUGUGAUAAACAAAACACUGAAGCACUUUGGGAGAGUCAGAGAACACACAGCAAAAGAGCGAGCUCAAACAUUAUUCUUCACGUCAUCACAGCAGGAACUACCUGGUGUAUGGAAACAUGGUUGUGCCCAGCUAGGAAUAUCAGUUGUCAGUGUACAUCAACAGCAGUCAGUAAAUCGAGUUUUGUUCGAAAAAGUUUUGGCUAGGAGUCUAAGUCACUGUGAAGAUAAUUCAAGUAAGCUUACCCGUAAACGAGAAGAUCUUUCAUGUGACGAAUGUAAUGCUGUUAGAUAUGCAGCCGGCUAUACAACAAAAAAGCUAUUAGAAGUGUAUAAAAAAGUUAAUUCAUGUACUGCUGCUAACUUUGUUGAAUGUCUCUCUCAAAUGAAAAUGGUGGGUCAUCGACAUGGAAGUAUUGAAGACUGCUCUUUUUACGACUUUUCAAUGGAAUGGAUGGCAAACAUUGACAGAGGUGGACUGUUCUACGUAGAUGACAAAAGUUUUAUGCUGUUUAAAGCUAUUGAAAUAAAAACACAAGAAUUGCUCCCACAGCACUUACGAACACAACAAACGAGCAGUAAGGAGUUGAUUGCUGAAGUAGUAGCCGAUGAUGAUGUACAAUUUUGGUGGUCUAUGAUAUCCAUUGACAUUGAUUUAGAGAUUGAACAAUCACAAUUGCUGGAGGAGAUAAUUGAAAAGUGGAUAACUAUGAGAGGUUUUUCAAUGGUGUCUUCUUGGCUUGAGCAGUACAAGCUAGCCAAGCAAAAGAAUGUCAAAAGAUCAAAAAGUCUCAGAAAAGAUCUCAGUACUGACUAGCUGUAGCUGUGUACAUGUAUUAAUACUUUGGUGCAAUAUUAUGUUUCUCUCGUUUUAGGGAUAUUACUUAUCUAAUUACAAGUAUGUAUUGAAGUUACGAUAGUAAUUAAUACAGUCAUGGAAUUAUAGAGUUAAAAACAACAUGAAACACAAUAAUACAUACAACACACCCUACUUAUGUCUAGGUCUCUUCUUAAGGGGAGUGUCAUCAACUACUUCCUCUUCAUUAAAUAGCCUUCUCUUUUUAGACGAAUUUCCCCUUACUGGUAGCAUGGAAAGACUGCCUUGAACUCGAAUUGAUUGGGAAGAUUGCAAGCAAGAUUGUAGAGUAGGGUUAGUACAAAAUCCUCCUCUACUACGCAACUGUCCAAAAUAGUUUUCUAAUGGAUCUUGAGAGAAACAUUCGCUGAGUAAGUAUCGACCAGACACACAUGGUAGACUAAACAAGUAUCGAAUGACAGCCACAAAUGAUUUCACUGCAAAAAUAGAUAUGCACAUACCUAUACAUGUAUGUAUAUGCUAUAUGUAAUUACCAGUAAUCCUUAAUCCUUCCCUAGUUGCCCUGCUCAGAAGCAUUGUUGGUUUUUCUGCCUUCGGUACAUCAGUUCUUGUUUCCACACUAUCCUCCCAUUCUUUGAGGUAUCCUAGGAAAUCUUUUUCCAACCACUGCAAUAGAAGUGUGUGUACAGUGUGUUAUAAAUGGUAUGUUGCCAUUUUAAUCUUACAUUUAGGCGUGCAUCGUCAGCAUCUUCAUAUGGCUUCAAGUUGUGUUUUCUCCGUUUUAAGUAUACUUUUGGGUGACGUACAUUAAGACAGUCGAACAACUUAUCCAUCAUGCGCACGAAUCUUUGCGUUUCAAAUGUGUCCACAGACCCUUGCAUACACAAUCCUUCAGCGACUGAUUCACUUAAUACCUGUGCAUAACGAUGUAUUAAUUUAAUAACAAGGCAUUUCCUUACCUCGGCUGCAAGGCUCACUUUCAUUCUUGAAUACGAAUUUAGAUCAACAUGUUCUUUCGAAAGUUUUUUAAGAAGAAAUAGUCCCUCUGACCUCUUUCCCAUUGAUACUUUGCCAUUGUAGAGGGAGCGCAAAUGAUCCCAGCUAAUAUGUUUGCCAUUGAUCUGUGAACAGAUUCAUAAUUUGAAAGAGCAAACAACCACAUGAUUUAUACUCACCCACAGUUUUCUUGUCCAUCCAUGCCCAAAGGAAUGUGACCAACAAUUACGCGUUGUUUUAAUAAGGUGAGGGAUGUCUGAAAAGAAGUGAAUGUAUCGUUCUUCAGUAGUAUAUGGAUUUUUAACUCGGUGACAAACAUCAUCCUUACUAACAGAGUGUAUAUUAAAUAGCUUUCGAUUUGUUGAAGCGCCAUCUCCGGUUACUGCUAUUACUUUAAAACCAAGUCUCUCUAAUCGUUCUAUUGCCUCCCAGACCAUGAAAAAUAGCGAUGAUCCUGUUACUUCAGCUGUAGCAAAAUGAGCAUACGGAAAAUGCAAUCCAGUAAAAACACCUCUUACCAUAAGGCAAAGCAAAUGUGUUGCAACGCUAUUAUCGGAAAUGUUGCUCUCGCUUAGUUGAUUUUCUACAUCACUCAAAUGAACGAAACCAAUCACAUUAUGAUGAUGCUUAUCAUAGACCAAACUCUCUCGCAACUUCAUUUCAUCUAUUAAAAUUACAAUGAACUUUUUCCACUCCAAUAGUCCAUGUUUACUAGCUUCUUCCAGCAACAUUUUAUCAACUUCGGAUUGGAAACCACACUUAACUUUGAAUACAUGAGAAUAAUCUCUAAGUGUUCUUUCUGAUGGUAGUCUUAUAAAGCCAGAAGAACGCAAGGAAUGAUAAGCAGCUGAGGAGAGAUACUUUAGAUUUAAACACCACCUUAUCAUUGUGGGAUGCCACCUCAUUUGUGCAGCGUUCAUCACUGUUGCUGCUUUCAGUUGUUGAUCCCAGAAGAGCCUUUUAAAAGAACCUUCAGGAUAAGCUUUCAAAAUUGAAUCACUUCUUUGUACCAUUAUACCACGUAGCUCUUGAUGUAGAGGCUCAUCUACACUAACUCCUUUUGAAUCAGAUGAUUCCUGUAUUUUAGUUUUUAACCGUUUCACUUCAAUCUCCAUAAAUUUACAACGACUUCGUAGACUUUUUAGCUUCUCUGUUCUUUGAGGAGUCUUUAAAUACCGAUCGUUAGUAUGCAUGCUUGCAUCCUGAUUUGCACUUGAAUAUCGGCUAUGCAACGAACGUAAAGUACAUCUGUACUUAGAGCAAUUAAUACAUUUUUCACCAUUCACUAACAGUUCGCAAUUAAUUGUUCGUACAGUUUUUGAGUACGUUUGCUUGCCAUUUGCAACAGGGAAUCCACUGUCUAACUGAGCUUUUAUUUCUCCAUUAGGACUCAAUAAUUUUCCUUUGCGUGACACAAUCAUACCCACAAAAUGCGGAUCAGGGUUACCAGUACACACAGUACUUGAUUGAAUUACAUCCAAAAGCUGUCUGAAACUCGAAAAACUUAUUAGCGUAAAUGGAAUUGAUGACAGUACUUUGGUAUUUCCUGCGUCAACUUUGUGACCGUGAACAAACAAUUCCCAAGAUAAAUCAACAUUUACUAACAAUGUAUGUGUUAUAACCAGAGGUUGACUUGAAGUAGAAGCUUCAGAUGAUAUCUUACAGAGUUUGAUUGCUGUUAUUGGCCUUUCAGGUGAUGUUUGAUUACUCCAUGUCAUAUCAAGGGUAGGCACUACGCGAUCAUGAAAAUCUUCCAGAGUAUUAACCUCAACAUUUUGUUCUUUAUUAGAUGUCGAUGGAACAGCGGAUAUGCUUUCCUGUAGCAAGUUAUUGACAUUAUCAUUGUGUUUUUAUACUUAUAUACUUGCAACAUACUUUCUUUUUCUGUUUUUCACUUUCCCAAUUUUUGGCUUGGUAGAAUCUCAACUUUCGCGGCAUUUUACUUCUCUGAUUUUCUAAGAAACGGAUUAUAACAAAACACAGUCAUUCUCAUUCAACAAAUCCACAGCUUUUAAAUUGCCCAAUAUCAUAGUAAUAACUAUUGGAGCACUUUAAUAAUAGGUACGGAAACAUUACACACUUUUUAUACAAAAAGUAACUGACACAGGCAAGUACAUUUCUUACUAUAAUUGGCUAACACAAUAUUCUUGUUCAUUCAAGUGUAAAUUAGUGCCAGAUAUAUUUUCAGCCCAUUUUACAAACUACUUUAUAAGUUAUAGGAACAGAAACAUGAAAUUUACUGAAAAAACUGCUGUUACUCACCUAUACUUGCAAAAAUUUUACAGCUGCACUAUACCAACUUUAUGACAGUGUAUGCCACGUGGGUGAACACAUUUUACCACUGUAAACGUCACUGAUGAGACUUCCUAGCUUUGGUUAAACGAUUUUUCACAUAGCACAAAGCUAUUUCGAGGGCGAAACGCGGUUGUUAUUUGGGGGUGUUACGUCACAUAAGCAAAUUGUGUAGCAUCACGUGAUCCGUUUCCAAUCCCUCUCUCUCUUUUAUCUAUGAUGCAGCACAACAAGGUUCUUGGAUCCAGGUACUGGUGGUCAUACUUUGUACGCUGCCUGUCACCUCCUGGUAAGCUGAUCAAUCUUUUAGUGGCCUGAAAAGAAAAGAAUCAAGACUGUCGUCAGAUCAAGCAAAGGAACAAACGUUUAUCAUCACUUACACUUCUACAUUUACACAGAGACUAGACUAGACAUGAUUGCAUUGACAUUUGACAUACCUUAAGAAGAGUUGGCUAGAGUUUGCCAUCCCAGGCGACUUGAGCUUCUGGUCAUGAACAUUCUCUGACGUGCUGAUGGCACUGUACUGUUGUAUUAUACUGUCAGUACUGUGCACCAUCUAGAAAACAGUGGGCGUUGACGACAAAAGGGCGUGACUCCACCGGAAGUGGGCGUGGCCUAAAUUUGGCGGCGCGCUUUGCGCGCAAAGAGCACCCCCAUUGACAGAAUCCUAGGAUCGCCCCUGGAAAAGGCUCACUAAAGUAGAAAGCUAAUUAUGACUUGUUUGUUGUCUCAGGAUGCGCUUCGUUGCUGACUCUGGACCAGGAGCCAUACUUCUCUAAUUCUUUGCUGGAUCCUAGUCUCAUGUAUCACUAAAACUCUGUUCUCAACUGUUUCACCGUGCCUCCAGUUUGGUUUAGUUUUAUUGCUCCUUGAUCCUGAGUUGCUGUGUUAGACAGCUAUAAAGUCAUACAAACUACAUUUACUGCAUUUAUAUAUCACUCCUCUGGUUUCUUUAUAAUCAUGUCACCAGCCGAGGAUUUGCACUUCAGUGCUCUAGUUUCCUUAUAAAUGCCACUUACAUAAUUAUGUAAUUAUAACCUAGAUUAUAAUACCUCUGAUGAGCUGUUGUUGAUCUUAUACUACCCUCACAGAAACGACUGCUACCUGCACCUGAAAUCAGAAACACAGAUGAUGCAAUCGCUCCCCACCUAUUGACGCUUGAAAUACCCCUCGAUUUCAGAAAGAAAGUUGGUCAAGGCAGUUACGGUGCGGUAUACGCUGUUAACUAUGGCCAUACAAGUUGCAUUGCAAAAAGGCUCUGGGACAUUUUUCUAGGUCGUGGUGGAUAUGAACUUGGUAACGAUCAAGGGAAAAAGUUCUAUCAUCAGAAGUUUAUUUAUGAGUGUGUGCUUCUAAGUCGAACGAAUCAUUCGAAUAUCGUCAGAUUUAUCGGUGUACACUGCGGAAAAGAUGAGUUUGACCUCACUCUUUUGAUGGAGCGACUGCACACUGAUCUAGGGCAGUACUUAGAGAGCAAACCUAUCAUUGCGUAUAAGACUGAAGUCUCGAUACUUAACAAUGUAUCCUAUGGACUACUCUAUCUUCACGAGGAGUGCUCUAUCAUCCAUCGCGAUCUCACAGCUGCCCAACAUUCUUCUAACAGCCGACAACCGAGCCAAGAUAUAUAGCCGACCUUGGUAUGUCCAGAAUCUUUGACAUUCGGAUGUAGAAGAUGUCUAAAGUACCUGGUAAUCAGUACUACAUGUCACCAGAGGCUUUACAAGACAAGCCAUUAUGACAAAAGACUCGAUAUUUUCUCGUUUGGUGUUAUAGCUUUGUAUGUAGCAACUCAAGAUUUUCCAGAACCCUCCUGUGAUCAUGUUCCCGAUGCUGUGCAUGCCAGGGGAGAGUGUGAGCUAUUCAAGCGACAGAAAUUGAU
This is a messenger RNA of Halichondria panicea, 6341 nucleotides long. RefSeq lists its product as uncharacterized. The coding region runs from base 119 to 1174 and encodes 351 amino acids. The transcript has 2 exons. The record is from RefSeq and is a predicted model, not a curated record. Lineage: Eukaryota; Metazoa; Porifera; Demospongiae; Suberitida; Halichondriidae.